Chinchilla lanigera (long-tailed chinchilla) is the source of this 3188-nucleotide messenger RNA. It is a transcript of the gene Hmga2, whose product is annotated as high mobility group AT-hook 2. Gene Ontology annotation, molecular function: DNA binding; transcription coregulator activity. Lineage: Eukaryota; Metazoa; Chordata; Mammalia; Rodentia; Chinchillidae. The record is from RefSeq and is a predicted model, not a curated record. Gene Ontology annotation, biological process: regulation of DNA-templated transcription. Gene Ontology annotation, cellular component: chromatin; nucleus.
GAGCCAACCUGUGAGCCCUCUCCUAAGAGACCCCGGGGAAGACCCAAAGGCAGCAAAAACAAGAGUCCCUCUAAAGCAGCUCAAAAGAAAGCAGAAGCCACUGGAGAGAAACGGCCAAGAGGCAGACCUAGGAAAUGGCCACAACAAGUCGUUCAGAAGAAGCCUGCUCAGGAGACUGAAGAGACGUCCUCACAAGAGUCCGCCGAGGAGGAUUAGGGGCGCCCGCGCGGGAUUUCUACCUCAGCAGCAGUUGACCCCUUCGCAGGGAGAAGACACUGCAGUGACCACUCCACUCUAUGGCCAUGGUCUUUCCACUUUCCGCGGGGCGGGGGGCGGGGCGGGCGGGGCGGGCGACCUCACGUAACCUUACCGAGAGCUAUGUUAAUCACUUUCUUUGUAAUCCCUUCACGGUCCCAGGUUUAGUGAAAAACUGCUGUAAACACGGGGACACAGUUUAACAAUGCAACUUUUAAUGACUAUUUUCUUUUUUUUUUUUUUUCUCCUUAACCUACUAAUAGUCGAUCUGAUGAGCAAGAGGUGGGCGGGUGAGGAGGACCUGAGCGGCUGGGCUGAGCUGGUCACUGCCCUGCAGCGGGCGUGCGUCUAGCAACAGCGGCCAAGGCGCGGUGCGUGACCCGCGGGUCCCACACGCCUCCCCACCCGCUCGCCGUAGUGACCCCUCUGUGUAGAACACCAAAGAUAAGGACUAGAUACUAUCCUCUCCUUUGCGUAUAAUCUCGUAGACACUUACUUGAUGAUUGUUAACUUUUUUGUGUUGUAUUUCUAAAUGAGACGAAAUGCUGAUGUAUCCUUUCAUUCAGUGAGCAAGCCAGAAAAGGUCCAUUUUUCAAAAAGGGAAGUAAGCGAGUAAAUGUCGCCGGCUCCUGUACUUACGGAUAUCACACACAGCAGCUGGAGUCAUAAAUUACUCGCACCACUCUGAAGUUUUUCAGGACAACACUCUGUUUUCAGAAAAUCUACUUCCUACAGAGCCAAAAUGCCCUUAGCGAUAAAUAACACUUGUCAGUCUUAAAGCAUUUCAGGAACCUGGACAAGUUCGCGACCCUCUGUAGUGUAGUGAAAAGGUACAACAGAAUAAUGCAUGAUAAACUCACCUGAAUGACGAGGUGGGAGGAGUGAAUCUACAUUUCUUUGCUAUAGCUAAAUGACAGUUUAAAAGCAGUCUGUCUCUGUCUCUCCCUCUAUCCCUGGCUUCCUCCCUCUCUCUCUCCAUUGUGUAUCCGUUUUGGUGAAAGACCUGAAUACCACUUACCUCAAAUUAAGCCUAGUGUUACUUCAAGUGACACACUUUGACAUAAGAUGGUUGACCGAGGUGCUUUAGUUUCCGGUCACCAUCUCUUCAUUCAAACUGCACUUUUAGCCAGAGAUGCAAUAUUCCCACUACUCAAUACUACCUCUGAAUGUUACAAUGAAUUUACAGUCUCGUACUUAUUACGUGCUGCUAUACACAAGCAAUGCAAGAAAGAAAAACUUACUGGGUAGGUGAUUCCACUCAUCUGCAGUUCUUUUUGUACACUCAUUACAGUUAAAGAAACAAUCUCCUCACUCUGUCUCAGCAUGGCUAUGUAUUUUUCUAUGUUUUUUUAAUUAAAAUUUUACAAAUACUUGUUUCAGCUUCUCUGCUAGAUUUCUCCAUUAACUUGAACGUGCUUUUAACCAGUGGCUCCUAGAUUCUAAGGAUAAUUUUCUUUCCUCAUAGUACACGCCACGCACGUGCGCACACGCGCACACACACACACACACACACAUACACACACAAAUGCAUAAUUUGACUGUAAUGUUUAAUUACCCUCUGAGUCUGUACCUCAAAUGAAUUGUUUAAGGAAAUAGACUAAUUGACUUGCAAAGACCUACCUCCAGACUUUAAAAGGAAUGAACUUGUUAUUUGCAGCGUUCAUCUUUUUCCUCCAGUGUUUGAAAUGGUUCAAACUGCAGCUAUCCCUAAUCAAAACUAUUUUUGUAAGGCAUUUGAUAGAAAAGAACACAUUUUUACAUACUUUGGCAAAAACACGUAAAUAAAGUGAAGCCAACCUUCAAAGAAACUUGAAGCUUUGUCGGUGAAAUGGAACAAGGUUAGCUUUUGCCUAAUGCAAUCAAAAUAUGUGUUUUUUAAGAUUAGUUGAAUAUAAGAAAAUGCUUGACAGAUAUUUUCCUGUAUUUUACACAAAUGUGAUUUUUGUAAUAUGUCUCAGCCAGAUUUAUUUUGAACACUUCUUGUGUAGAAUAUUGUAUGCCUUUCUCUCCUAGUGAGUGCGCUGACUUUAACAUGGUAUUAUCCACUGGGCCAGGAGGUAGUCUCUCCGACGGCUUGUGUCAGUAUGACUUGGAGUACUGAAGCCAAACGAAACUCAGAACCGUCUCUCUCACAGCCGCUUCAGGGAGGUAAUUGCAAAGGCCACAUACCUCUCGGAGACUGGCAGGUCGCUUACUGUUGUGAAUCACCAAAGGACCUGUGGAGAGAAUUAAAACUCAACAUGACUCUUAACUGUGCAUUAAAUAAGCAAAUAAACAGUGGCUCAUAAAAGUAAAAGUCCCACUCCGUAUCUUCGGAUGGGCCUUUUGGAAACCUCAUUGGCCAGCUCAUAAAACGGAAGCAGUUGCUCAUGCUGGCCAGACUGCAAGCGCUGAGCAGGUUCCAUCUCGGAUGAGGUCACUCUCUUACUUCCUCUACGUUGUACAAUCAAAACACACAACUACCUCUUAAGUCCCAGUAUACCUCAUUUUUCAUACUGAAAAAAAAAGCUGUGGCCAAUGGAACAGUAAGAACAUCAUAAAAUUUUAUAUAUAUAGUUUAUUUUUGUGGGAGAUAAAUUUUAUAGGACUGUUCUUUGCUGUUGUUGGUCGCGGCUAAGUAAGACUGGACAUUUAACGUUUCUACCAUUUCUGCAAGUUAGGUAUGUUUGCAGGAGAAGAGUAUCAAGACGUGUAACUGCAGUGGACUUCCGCCUGUUCCUUUGCGUGUCUUCUAACUUUGUUCUUUGUUCUUCAUGUAGAAUUGCUGUCUAUGAUUGUACUUUGAAUCGCUUGCUUGUUGAAAAUAUUUCUCUAGUGGAUUAUCACUGUCUGUUCUGCACAAUAAACACAACAGCCUCUGUGAUCCCCACGUGUUUUGAUUCCUACUCUGUGUUACAAUUCCAGUAAAUCAACAAUAAAGUUUGGUGAAAAUA